Molecule: messenger RNA, 2989 nt
Organism: Chiroxiphia lanceolata (lance-tailed manakin)
Lineage: Eukaryota; Metazoa; Chordata; Aves; Passeriformes; Pipridae
Gene: PPEF1
Product: protein phosphatase with EF-hand domain 1
Exons: 17
Coding region: 247-2235 (662 amino acids)
Biological process (GO): detection of stimulus involved in sensory perception
Cellular component (GO): cytosol; nucleus
Molecular function (GO): protein serine/threonine phosphatase activity; iron ion binding; protein binding
Source: RefSeq, a predicted model, not a curated record
GCAGACGUGAUAACCACUACACUAUGGAACCGCCACACGCGUUAACGGCCGCGGCACUGCCCCUAUCGACGAAACGCCGGCCGUGCUUCCCUCCCUUGGAGUGCUAGGGAAGAGCCGAGGAGCCCAGAGGGGUAUAGUCCUCAUCACUGAAGGAAGAGCACAGAAAAUGUAUGUAAUGCUAACAGCUGAGAGGAACACGCUCCAUAUCAGCAGCAAUUAAAACGGAUAGGCAGCAGCAUUGGAACCAUGGGGUGCAACAGAUCUGUACCUGACAGAAGGUCAGAGAGAGUCAUUAAAGCCGCCAUCCUCAUCCAGAAGUGGUACCGCGCAACAAUGGCCCGGAUAGAGAUGAGGCGCCGCUAUUCUCUGAGUAUCUUCCGCUCAAUCGAAUAUGCUGAUGAACAAGAUCAACUACAGCUAUCCAAGUUUUUUUCAUUCAUGCUGGAUCACUAUACUAAUCUUGAUUCAGUUUCUCCCAUUUCCACCAGCCCUAGUGAUCCUCAGGUGGUGGGUGAAUGCUUACGUAUAACAGAAUUUGAAGAGAAAACUGAUGUUCCAGACUCAUAUUAUGGGCCACGACUCUCAUUCCCCCUUACUGUUGGAGAUGCCAAUGCUCUUAUUCAUGCUUUCAGGAAUAAACAGCGGCUUCAUCCCCACUAUGUACUGCAGCUGCUGUGUGAAACCAGGAGAGUUCUCAAGUUGAUGCCAAAUAUCACCCAUCUUUCAACUUCCUACUCCAAGGAUAUAACUAUCUGUGGAGAUUUGCAUGGAAACCUGGAUGAUCUUUUGCUGAUAUUCUAUAAGAAUGGUUUGCCUUCAGAACAAAACCGUUAUGUCUUUAAUGGUGAUUAUGUUGACAGAGGGAAAAAUUCUUUGGAAAUACUUAUAAUCUUAUUUGCAUUUUUUCUUAUCUACCCCAAUAAUAUAUCCUUGAAUAGAGGAAACCAUGAAGACUACCUGAUGAACCUGAGAUAUGGCUUCACAAAAGAAGUUUUGAAUAAGUACAAGGAACACAGUACACAGAUUUUGUAUCUUCUGCAAGAUGUCUUCAGCUGGCUACCCCUUGCCACUAUAAUUGAUAACAAAGUUCUCAUCCUACACGGAGGGAUUUCAGACACCACAGAUUUGAAUUUCCUGAAGGCACUUGAAAGAAAUAAGUUGAAAUCUUUGCUUCAGCCGCCCAAGUCAGUGGGAGGCAGACACGACCAGAAGGAGGGAAUUUCCACAAUUGGCCUCAGUAAACACACUGCCAAUCAGCAUGAUGCUGGGAAGACACAGCAUGACUCUUCAUUGAGCUCCACUGAGCCUUCAGGCUCCAAUUUGCCUGCAGGCCCCACCCAGGAGGAAUGGAAACAAAUCCUUGACGUUCUCUGGAGUGACCCAAGAAGCCAAAAUGGUUGUAAACCAAACAAGAGUCGAGGAGCAGGCUGUUACUUUGGUCCUGAUGUCACUGCCAAGAUCUUUCAAAGGUAUAAUCUGAAGAUUCUCAUCAGGUCUCAUGAAUUUAAGCGGGAAGGUUAUGACGUCAGUCAUGGUGGGAAGGUUAUCACUAUCUUUUCUGCCUCUAACUAUUACGAAGAGGGGAGUAACCGGGGAGCAUACAUCAAACUGGACCCUGAACUAAUUCCUCGGUUUGUACAGUUUCAAUCCAGCAAGCACACACGCAGGCUGAAUAUUCUGGAGAGGGUGGGUACAAUUGAGUCAUCUGCCUUAAAGUCCUUACAAGAGCUGAUUUAUGCUCAUAGGUCUGAACUCAUUAGUGCUUUUGCACAAUACGACCUCAAUGGCACAGGCUGCAUUUCUGUCCCUGACUGGGCUGCAGCAAUGGAGUCUGUCCUACAGCUGGAACUGCCCUGGAGGAUGCUGCGGCCUCGGUUAGCACAGAUGAGCCCAGAUGGACAAGUUGACUUCAUGUCAUGUUUCUAUGAUUUGAAAAUGGAUCAACCUAUAAAAGAGGCUCAGCCAGCUUUGGUGGAAACACUGUGCAGAUACAGAAAGGAUUUGGAGAUCAUCUUUAACAUCAUUAACAAAGAUAACUCGGGUCUGAUUUCCCUCGAGGAGUUCAGCCAGACAUGGAGACUCUUCACCUCUCACCUGGGAAUUGAUGUACAGGAUGACUCCCUUGACAAAUUAGUCCUGAGUAUAGACCACAACAAAGAUGGCCACAUUGACUUCAAUGAAUUUUUAGAGGCCUUUCACUUUGUUCACAGAGUCGAGGAAAAGGCAAACUCGUGAAAAGGCAGAACUUGUGAGCUGUCUUGGAAGCUCACCUUCCUGUCCUUAGUCAUAAAAGGGCUGCUCGAUACAGUAUGAUACGAUAUGCACUGAGGUCACCAUGUAAGCCUUUAUGUAGUCCCUCCUGGAUGAUAUGUACCUGCAAUUAAUGAGACAGAAGAGAUGAAAACCCACUACUUACAGCAUUCCUGUGUCACUGCCACACACUGCCAGUACCUUACAACUUACCCUCCCCCAUGUCCCCCAUUAAUCUAAUCCGUGAACACUGCCAAGGUCACACCUUCAAUAGUGUAGGAAGAGACUUGGGUUUAUUUCUCUCAGUGGUCCUUGGCGACAGCUGAGAGCACUGGUGACCACGAGGAACAUAUCAAACCCUCCUUGGUUAUGAAGCAGGCACAAGAGACACUGACUGUGGAGCGUCCAGUGCAGGAAAGGAAACCAAGGAAGAACCAUCUAGUUAAAAUAGGUUGUUCUGCAUUUAAAUUUGCUCUUUGGGGACAGAGUGGAACUAAAUCAUUCCAGGUCACUGUCUAUCCCAACUAUACAGACACAACUUACAGGAUCUUGGUUGAAAGGUGUUUACACUUGUGCUAAGUUUCCUCUUAUGACUGGUAACUUUUUGCCACAUUUGUUGGAAUUUGGAGCUAAGAAACAGUCAUAACUCAUCACCUUAAUGGCGACUAAAUCCAUAGCAUGUUAAUGUAACAUACAAAAGAUCACAAAAUAAAGCUUUAGCUUUCUGAGUAACGUCUAA